Messenger RNA from Malaya genurostris, 3699 nucleotides. RefSeq names its product CCAAT/enhancer-binding protein (gene slbo). Gene Ontology annotation, molecular function: RNA polymerase II cis-regulatory region sequence-specific DNA binding; DNA-binding transcription factor activity, RNA polymerase II-specific. The transcript has 2 exons. Lineage: Eukaryota; Metazoa; Arthropoda; Insecta; Diptera; Culicidae. The record is from RefSeq and is a predicted model, not a curated record. The coding region runs from base 917 to 2110 and encodes 397 amino acids. Gene Ontology annotation, biological process: DNA-templated transcription; regulation of transcription by RNA polymerase II.
ACUGUCAACAGCGAAAAGCGCGCGCGGGCUGUCUAUUUGCUGGUAAAGUUGGAUUCGGAAAAAAGCAAAACCGAAAGUGUUUCUUUCUCUUCCCAGUAAUCGGGCUGGAAAAUGGUUUGACGCGGAGCGGGGGAAGAAGUUCGGAGUAGUGUCUGAUUCGGACGGUUAGAAAAACGAUCGCGACUUUGUUGUUGGUGGUGGUGGUGGAAACCGAGUGAGUGAAACAGAACAAUCAUCGGUGUCGAAUCUGGUUGAAUCAUUUGGACUUAGGAACGUUGUCCUACGGCACACACCGAAAGGAGGUCUGUGAGAAAGUGCAAACUUCUCUGAACCACUACGACCCCCCUCCACCCUCGAAAGGGACAGCUACAGCGUGAGUGGAAGCGGGACGGACAAUCUGCCGUUGGGUUCGAAAGAAGAAGUUGUUAAUAUAUAACAAGUUGCAUCAUAGUCUUAAGACUUCAGUCUUAAGAAAGUGAACUGCCAAUAAACAUCUUUCGCAAAUCAAAAAAAAAACAGAAAUAAAACAAAACAGCGCUUUUUGACAGAACGGGACCUUCCGGGAUCGAGUAGCCGAAGCAGCAGCAGCAGCAGCAGCAGCAGCAGCAAGGAAUUCCCACCGGAAAAGGACUUUUUGGAUUACAAUGGAUUAUUUUUAUUUCUGGAUUUACAACAGGAAGAAAUGUGAAUGCAUUCAACAGAAUCUGUGAUAGAAAUCGGGUGUUAGAAAUGGACUGUUGUGAGUAAUGAGGACUGACAAGGACUGACAGUGAAACUGUGCAAUAACGGAAGAAAAUUUACGGUGCAAUUUGGCGAUUCGUGAUGGUUUUUAGUGCAAUAAAUCAGUAAAAGGUUUCGGAUUUUUGGAUAACCACUUGAAAGAAGUGUUUUCUGGAGUGAUAUUUGUGUAUAAAAUAUGGAAUCGCCUCAAAUGUACGAUACAAAUCAUAUUCAAGUGCGCAGUGAUAUCAAAAAGCUUACGAUGGCAGCGAACAACAAUAGUACCAAUAACAAUAAUGCAGCAACACCAAACAACAAUAACUCACCAACGGCGAUCAAUCAGAACACGUUGGCACUCAAGCAACAGCAACAGCAGCAACAACAGGCUCAGCUGAACCCGAUUGUGCAACCAAAUGGGAACGUGUUAACCAACGGAAAUCUACUAUCGAAGCAGAUGCUCCAGCAAAUCCAGUACUCUCAAAGUGAGCUGGAUGAGCUCACAUCUCAGGAAAUAUCGUUGGACCUCCAGCAUCUGAUCGAUGAUCAGUUCCGUGAUCCGGAGGCACUUGGUAUCUUCACCGAAAUGGUUACUGUUGGCAGUACCAAUGGUAACGUAACGAACCCCUUGGUACAGACGGCUGCUGCGAAAGCCCUCCAGCUACAGCAGGCCCGGUUGUCUCAGCAUACCAACGGGAACACCAAUUAUCAACGAUCUCUGGCUUACAUGCCACAGCCAGUGCACACUGGUGCCACCUAUGCAAACAACUCCAGCGAUGAGAACAGCAGUGUCGGUUCUUCGGACUCGGCCAACAUCAAAGAAGAACCCGUCGAUCCGAACGAGUACCGUCGCCAGCUACAGCAAGCCACAGGGGCUCAGUUUAUGGGUAAUACAACCUACCAGCUUGCUGGUGGCGGUGCCGGUGGUGGGGGUGUCGGAACGGGCAACUACGUGACCAACGGAAAUGGCAAUACCUUCUCGAACCUGACUCCGGCGACCGUGUUACAUCACCAAGCCUUGCCACACCUUGCCGGGGCAGCCCAUCUGGCAAACCUUACCAAGCACAACAAACUGCUUCCGCAUGUGUCCCGGAAAUCCCAGCAAAAACACGUCGACAAAGGAACCGACGAGUACCGGAGGAGACGUGAACGGAACAACAUUGCCGUUCGGAAGUCCCGCGAAAAGGCCAAAGUACGAUCCCGGGAGGUCGAGGAAAAGGUCAAGACUCUUCUGAAGGAGAAGGACGUCCUGCUGCGAAAGAUCGAGGAGAAGAACAACGAGAUCCAGCUGUACAAGCAACUCUACAUGCAUCUGAUGAACCACAGCAACCCGGAGAUCAACCAGAUCUGUCGCAGCGCGCUGAAUCUUUCGAACAUGGGUGAUCAUAUGUAGGAUUAGUGAUUUUAUGUAACCGAUUCUCCUCCCGCUUCUUUUUCGUCCUACUCCUACUUUUCGACAUCCACCACACCCACGCUGCCGUUGAAGAAGUGGUCUGUCUAGCUUGUAGUAAAUUAAAUUGCAUAAAUCGCAUUACUUAGUGAAACGUAGUGGAGCGAAACGUUUGUAAAUAUCAUUCGAAAACUGAAGAACAAGUGUGAACUCAUGCAGCAAAUGGCGAUAGUUUAAUUGAAUUAACCCUACCUUUUUGAUGAACGUUUAGUACCAAAGACAGUAUGUGUAAAAACUAUGUAACCCGCCGGACUCUAAUCCCAUGAGGGUAGCCCAAAACGGUAGCAAAGAGUAUGUUAAAGCUGUGCGAGGCAAAGCAAAACUUGAUUUGGAAAUGGAUUACCUGUAAAUAGACUUAUUAUUAUUUACCGUGCAUACUGAACAGCUGCUGAAGAACAAGAAAGUUAUAUUUUCUACCUAACACAGGACAGCUUCGACAAGACUUGUUUUUACUUCUAUUACCACCCUUUUUUACCGAUAUAUUUUAUUCGUUUGUGAAUGUUGAAUAAAUGUUUAAAAAACGGUUUGAAAACAAAAUAAAAAAAAAACAAGUGUUAUGUUUGAACGACAGAAAGAAACAGUCUCAUUUUGUUGAAUCUACUCGAACUCUCGCACCUUUUUUUCUGUAAAAUGCUUUCCUUCGCAGCGCGAACCCAAGGUCAGUCUUGAAAUGCCUCACAUUGGCUUCCGUUUCCCAUCGACAUACUUCAAACCAAUGUAUACUAUUAUCCUAGAAUCCUCGAAAACUAAACUAAAACGUGAUUGCAUGAAACGAAGUUACCAAUCUCAGUCCGUUAAGACACUAUUUUUUUGUCGCUGUAAAUACUAAAUCGUGUAACAAUCUCAUCUUGUCAAUCAGUAUCAACUCGAAAUCGAAAAGACAUUGUUUAUACUGUAUAAAUUAAUACUAAAAUCGAACAACACACACGGAAAUCGUUUGCAAUAAUAAGUAUAUUUCAAUAUCCUCGAGCGGCGAUCUAGGCUAAUUUUACAUAGAGAAAGUGAUCUAGAAUUCUAAUGAAAAUAAUGACAGUAGCACGAACCGUAGUGAAACCGAAAGUGAACUGAAAUUUUCAAUCACACAUACCGAUACAGACACGCAUAUACGUUGACUUCAAACUCAAGACUCGUGGCCUUAAGGUGAAAUAUACAUAUAUUUUUCGAUAAAUAUUAAUGACCGCAGAAUGUAAAUGAUAGCUCUAUAUUUUAAAUACAUCAUUGACUAAUCGGGAAACUGAAGUCCGAGUUGUUAUCGCUAAGGUUCUUAAUUGUAGCAGACGUGUCGUGAAUUACAGAGAUAAGUUAGCAGAAUUUUGAAUGUUUCAUUACAUUACUUUCGGUAGGUAUUCGAUUAAAAAAACGAACAAAUAAACAAAAACAAAAAAAAAACUGGGAUGCGAGUUUAACUAGUUCUUGAAGCAAGACUCUCAAGUUUCUAUAAUUAUAAAGAAACAAUCACACUUACACAUAGAAAAAGUUAAUGAACACACAAGUACUGUAGUUUUCUCAGCUUGAAAAGUCUGUUUUGAAAA